Molecule: messenger RNA, 6141 nt
Organism: Ceratitis capitata (Mediterranean fruit fly)
Lineage: Eukaryota; Metazoa; Arthropoda; Insecta; Diptera; Tephritidae
Product: cilia- and flagella-associated protein 44
Exons: 13
Coding region: 138-6095 (1985 amino acids)
Molecular function (GO): protein binding
Source: RefSeq, a predicted model, not a curated record
UAGCUACUUUCAUUCUCAAUGCCAUAAAAAUUUAUAUUUUGAAAAAGAAAAAUGGAACGAAAAUAUUUUUCUUUCUGAGUAAAUAAUAAUUAGUAAUUGAGAACAAAACAAGUAAACCAAAGGAAAAUUUGAAAAAUAUGUCCGAGCAAGAGGUGAAAGAAGAGGAGGAGGAGGAGGAGGAAGAAGAAACCGAAAAUAUAAAAAAAAUUGAGCCAUCCUUUGGAGAAGAUAUCAUUGACUUGAACCACUCCUUCGGCUACGACUGUAAACGUUUUUUCAAUUUGGUGCUACUUGGUGAGCGUACAUUGGUGUUUGCGUCUGGCGAUUAUUUGCAUUACUUUGAUAUACCCACACGUAAGGUGACAUUUAGGAAGACCGUCUUUGGUGGCGGUAUUGGGUUCAUAACGCGCAACGAGCAUCCCGACUUUAUACAUCUACUCACAGUCGCCGAGAAUGGCGUGAAGCCCACCAUAUUCAUAUAUGAAUAUCCUUCACAUGGUGUACGCAUUAAGCUUGAGAAUGCCGCCAAAGCUUGCUUCACUUGCGGUUCGUACAACAGCACAGGCGAGUUAUUCGCCUCACAGGCCGGCUUUCCCGAUUUUAUGCUCACAAUUUGGCGUUGGCAGACUGGUGACGUGCUGCUGCGCUCCAAGUCCUUUCAAAAUAAUAUACUUCACGUACAUUUCUCGCACUUCAAUCCCAUACUUUUGGCUUCCUGUGGACUGAGUCAUAUUAAAUUCUGGAAAAUGGCCAAUACCUUUACAGGUUUGAAGUUGAAGGGUGACCUGGGUCGCUUUGGUAAAACGGACUUUAGCGACAUUUAUGCAAUUUACAUGCUGCCCGAUGAGAAUGUCAUUUCCGGCUGUGAAUGGGGUAAUAUGCUGCUGUGGGAGGCUGGCCUAAUAAAGUUCGAGAUUACACGCAAGGGUCGCAAGCCAUGUCAUACCAAACCGAUUACGCGCAUCACCAUGGAUGAAGGUGAGGUGAUGACGGUCGGCAUGGAUGGUUUUGUGCGUAUUUGGUAUUGGGAAACAGUCGAUUUGGCGGAUCCGCCGGAUGAGGAUCGCUUUGUGGAGAUCGAGCCGAUUUAUGAAUUCAAAGUUGGUGACUGCGAAAUUCGUGGGCUGCAGAAGAUCAAGCCUUUCGAUAGAAGUGAUUUUAGCUAUUAUGCGCAGGACGGCAGCGGUGGCAUUUGGUUUUGUGACCUCAACACCUACGAUGUGCCGAAAACACCGGAAAAACUCUAUUCCUGCCACGGCGGUAAAGUAAUCGCCGCACAAACAAGCCCAGUCUCAACACAUUUAAUGACACUGGGUGAAGAUGGGAAAAUAUUUCUCUUCGAUUAUUCGACAAACACCUUAGUGUUGGAAAAGAAAUUCAUUUCCCGUGGCAGUGAUUUUCUUUGGCUCUCUACGAAGAUCUCGAGCACUGGUUUGGAUAUAGUUGCGGGUUUUGAAGAUGGCAUACUACGGCAAUUGGUGUUGGAAGUGCGUAGUGGUAGAAACAUGAAUUUGCAUUUAGUGCGUGCCAUAAAGGCGCAUGUGGGUCCGAUUACAAAGUUAACCGUCAACCCCAGACAAACUUGCCUGGUGGUGUCCUCCGCGGAUAAAUCGAUAUUUGUGUAUAAUAUUAAGGAUAAAGACAAUAAUAUGGUGCAUAUUAAGCCGAUGGGCUUCGUGACGCUGGGCGCGGUUGUGAAUUGCUUCAAUUGGAGAAACGAUGAGUUUUCAACGAUUUUGAUGGGUUGCAAAACCGGUGAAGUUUACGAGUAUGCCAUACCAAACCGCGUCUCAGACGAACAAACUUUCCUCUCCUACAACAUAACCGAUGCGCAUAAGUUGAAGUCUACACGUUUUGUAUCGGUUAAGAGUCGCAUAAGACGUGAUCAAAGGCGCGAAAAGAUCAAGAGACGCAAAGAGAAGAAGCGACAGCGCAAGCUGGCAGAAGUCGAGAAACUGAAGGCCGCCAAUCCGGGUUUGCAAAUUGACCUCGAGACUGCGCUGGCCGACUCAGAGGAGGAAGAAGAAGAGGAACCUUUACACAUACCCGCUGUACCCAAUCCGGUAAUUUGGCUACGUUAUACAAGUGAUGGCACCAUUUGGUCUUCGAUAGGUGGCUUUGAUGCUGGUUACAUUUACGAGCUACUCUUCGGUUAUGAUGAACCUUAUAAGUGUACCAUGAUUGCGGAUGGUGAUGAUUGUGAGAUACACUCGUACUUGACAAUCGAGGACUAUCUGAUUUUCGGUUUGGUCAAUGGCAAGCUACGCAUAAAUCGCAUCAACCCAAAUGAUUUCACCGAUUUGCGCGACUAUCGCGUCUUCCCCAUGCACGAUUCCUACAAUGGGAUUAUUAAACGCAUUCUGCCAAGCUAUGAUGGAAAUUAUAUAUUUAGUAUUGGACACGAUGGAAAUAUUUUCAGUUACAACUGGCGUGGACCGAAAGUGGUACAAGGUGGUCCAUUAGAAAUGGUGGUUUAUGCAAAUUUGAAAGAUCUCCAUGCCGAAGACAUAGACGAUCCGGCGCAUCCUUCAUUGGAACAAGAGAAAAUCUAUGCAGAGAUAAAACGAAAGGAGGAGGCUGCCGCGGCACACGAUCGGAAAGUUUUAGCACAAAUCGGUGAAUUGCAAGUGAAAUACAAUGACAUCAAAAGCGAUAUGAUGACUUUGGAUGAAGAACUGAUGUUGCCACAUCGUAGUCUGCUACUCGAUGAGCGUAUAACCAAACAGAUUAAGGACGAACUGCAAGCUGAGUUGGAUGAUGUACGUGAGGAUUUGGCGUACGAUCUAGAGGUGGCCGAUGUUGGUAAAACUAAAUUGUACAAUCAUUUCCUUAAGAAUCUAGAGCAUGUGCCGAUCACUGUGAGUGGCGUAAAUAAGGACAUUAAGGUGAGCUCCUUCCGUGUGGAAAAACUUGGUGAGGAAUUUCAAAAAAUCAAAAUGGAGAUCGAGGAACGUUUGAGCAUGGAGGCCGCGAAACGUCGGUCCAUUGAACCGAUUGUCGCCGAGGAGAAGAUACCCAGUAUGCCCGAACCCGGUGAAGAGAGUUUCUUCUUCGGUCGAAAUCCCAAUGCAAUAAUUCCGCGUUUCAGUAAGAAAAUGUUACGUCUGCUAAGACGCUACCGUUCGCGUCAACUAUACGAAAUCGAUCGUAUAUACAAUUGGGAGCGUAUGGAACUUUGCAAACCCGAUCCGAAUAAGAAUCAUCCCGACGACGAGCGCCGCAUCGCCGACGCUGAGAAGAAUCUUGGUGAUUAUAAGUUGAAAAUUGGUUUUGACUAUGAGCCACGCGCUACCGAAACAGUAACGUAUAAAUAUAUCGAAGUGGUCAAUGCAAGGCAGUCACAUUUCAUAACCUUGGAUCGUUUCAAUAAGGAACUCUUUCAAUUGCGUAAACGCAAAUGGUAUCUGUAUGAGUAUAUAGAGGAGGCACGUAAACGUUUGAAGCGUUUGCAUGAAUACUUACCCUUCGCCAAUCGCGAGUAUUUAGUGCCGAUAAGAGAAAUUGAUUUUGCGGAGGAGUAUCCCGAACGUAACCUCCAGGAACACUGCAAACCCGGUUGUGGCAUAGAGAUAGCUGAUAUCUUGUAUUUGGAGAAAAAGGUUGAGGAGCUCUUACCGCAACCGCCGCCACCUGCCUUCGAAGAAAAGCUUUCGGUACGCGAUAGAACUGAACAAUCUUUGUACAAAUCUUUGCAUGCCUUUGAAGUUGAAGACUUGCCGGAUAUAAAGGAGAUACUCCAAGAAAUCGACAGUUAUCCGGGUUUUACAGAAUCGGAAUUCUUUGAGCGUAACGAAGAUGGCUUUGCGCCCUGGUUGUCUGUGGCACGUUAUCAGUGGCUCAUCGAUUUGAUUGAUGAACAAAAUGGUUUGGUCUUGAAGGUAAAGAAUCGUGUUAAGGAUUUCGAUCGCGAUCUAGAGGAAAUGAUUGCGAUCCGCUGCAAAGCCAUGUACGAAGCUGAGUACAUGCACUGUUUUAUGAUCACAUUGAAUCAGGAAUUGAAUAUCUUACGUGACAGCGAGGAGAUCGAAAAUCAAUUGCUAUUUAACGCCGACGAGGCGAUGAAGACACGCAACGAAAUGCAAGCUGUGAUUAAUACGAAAAAUAGACAAAUUGAAGAUUACAAAAAGAAUGUGGAUAAGUUGAAUGAGCAGAUAUUGUCCGUGCAGCAGAAAUUCAUGUCUACCUGCAAGGGUCAUAAAUUCUUUGACUUUUUGCGUCGCAUAUUUAAGAAGAGAUGGCGUCCGCCAAAGCCGCCGAAGGCUGACGAUGAAUCAUCGGAGUCUUCAUCGAGUGAUGAAUCGUCUACUGAAGAUGAGGAUGCGGAUGCUAAAAGUAUAGAUUCGACAGACAUGACAACCAUACGGCUAGAUGAAAGUCACUGUCCCACAGGGCUGGAGCGGAGUACGUACGAUUUGGCUUUUCAGUUGCGCGCUGAGCGACACGCGCUCGAAAAAGUACUGAUGGAGGUACAAAAAGGUAUUGAGCAACGUCGAGCGGAUGUAGCUGAACUCUCCAAGACAAUGAAGUUCCACGAAGAGGUGUAUGCACGAGAAAAGGAAACUUUGCUGGUAUUUCGGCGUAAGCGUCAGCAGGAAUUAAACAAAAUUAACAUUUCCGUUAUACUGUCAAUGGAUCAGUUGCAACACUUUAAACCCGGUGACACCUAUUUGGACUUAAGUCGUGCCAUACUUUUCGAUGCCAAUCACUUGGUGGCGCUCAAAGAUCGUGUCUCGCAAUUGAAUGAAGAAACGCAGGAGACUCGGCGCAUGCAUCGUAUCAAUGUGGUGCAUUUGCGUCGCAUGAAUACGGAUAUAAACUUUAUGCGCGGUGAGAUUACCCGACUGGAGAGUGCCAUCAAACAGGAGAUGAUUAAGAAAUUCGGUACGGUGAUCAAUUUGGACGAAUUGGAGGAGGAGGUAUUGCGUCGCUAUGUAUUUGAUUUAGAAACCUCGGCCGAAGAGGAAUUUCGACUGAUCGAAAAAGAGAUUGCAAAGAAAAAGCUCGAACUAGCAAAUUUAGAGGAGGAACUGAUACGUGAGACGAAGAUGCACUCUGAGAAAUUAAAUAUAUUAACAGUUUUGCAUGAAGAGAGAAACGUUUUAUAUUCGAUUUUGAAAGCUCAGGAGAAAAACUUUGAGCGCUGGAUGCAACCCCAUAAAAUCAAUCUGGAUCGUGACGUGGAGAAACUUACGCAGAUACAUAAAGAGCAAAAGGAAACAAUUGAGUGUCUGGAGCGUGAAAUCUGCACGCUACGUCUGAAAUCCAAGCCACUCCAACUCUUCCACGAAGUCGUUAAAGGUGACAUAAUCAAGAAGACCGAUGAACAAGAUGACGGCGUUACAUGUUCGAAAACCUUGGCGCCGGAAGCCUACUUGCAACGCAUGGAACCCGAUCAAUUCACUAUGGAUCGCAUACGAAAAGUUGUACAAAAGUAUUUCGCGCAAUGGUUCAACCGUUACGCCACCUCAGAUAACAUAAGGAAUAAUGCGAAAAAAGUGACACGUUACCUCGCACAGGCGGCACACACAUUCGAGGGCAAAAUGACCGAACGCAUAUUGGAUUGCAUCACACAAUCAUUGGAGUCGAUGAUGCCGAAAAAAUACCUGAUGCAUAUGUCGAAGGAGAACUUAGAGAAAAUGUUUCGAGAUGUGCUUAGCGCCUACGACUACCAGUCGUCCGAAGUGAAUACCGAUGAAUUGAUAAGCAGUAUUUAUCACAAUGUGCUCUCUACGUUGGGACAAACCAAAUCGGUGUUGAAUAAGACACAAUUCAUUAUGUUGCGUCUAUUCGAGCAACUGAUUGAACUCUUGCCGUUGGAUGAAUUCCAAAGUGAGAAGACGACGCGCUUGCUUAUGCAAUUAUUGGCUGAUGAUUCGCAAAUCGAUCCGAGGUGCAUAAAUGUCGAUGAUAUUGUGGAUAAGACGGUGAAGUAUGCGCGUGAAAAUCUGCUCGACAGCAUAACUGCCAUGCCCAUCAGACGUUUAGCUGAUAAUCUCGACAGGGAGUUGAGUACUCAUAAGGCGGGCGCUGUAACCAAAUGCACAUUCGAAACGGUGAGGAAGAUCCCGAGCGCACAGAAUAAAAACAAAUUUUAAUUGAUUUUUUUUUUGUGAUGCGAAUUAGAUUUUAUUUAUCGUUUCA